UAGACCUGAUGAUAAACUCUGGUUAGAAAACACAGGUUCUACUUGCUAUUCAUUUUCAUUAAGUGAUUACACAUCAAGAACCACCUAUUGUACUGACAAGCAUUACUACAUUUGCGAACAAGCUGGACCGCACGAUAUGCAGUUAUCACAAACUAACUUCAUUGUAACUUCACAUACUGGCAAAAAAGAAAUAACGUGCAUGGUAUCUGGAUUUCCACCACCGACUUUUAAGUGGAUGAAACAAAAAACUACACUUCAUUCAACAUCAAUAAAUAACCAAGCUACAGUUGGACAAAAAUUUGUUUUGGAUCUGAAACAAUUGACAAUUGCAGACGAAGGACAAUACAAAUGUUUCGCAUCAAAUACAGUUGGACAAAUUCCUCAUUCGGCUUCAGGUAUCCUUAAUAUACAAGUUCCAAGUCAACCAUCAAUCACCAACAUAACUUCGUCACCUUGCAAUUCCAAUUUAUUGAUCACUUGGAAACCACAUGUUCGUGGACUUGGAAUUAAACACAGGUAUCUAACUAAAUAUGACUGA
This is a messenger RNA of Styela clava, 538 nucleotides long. The record is from RefSeq and is a predicted model, not a curated record. NCBI's taxonomy places the organism in Eukaryota, Metazoa, Chordata, Ascidiacea, Stolidobranchia, Styelidae.